Molecule: messenger RNA, 1858 nt
Organism: Coregonus clupeaformis (lake whitefish)
Lineage: Eukaryota; Metazoa; Chordata; Actinopteri; Salmoniformes; Salmonidae
Product: blood vessel epicardial substance-like
Exons: 2
Coding region: 101-1858 (585 amino acids)
Cellular component (GO): sarcolemma
Molecular function (GO): cAMP binding
Source: RefSeq, a predicted model, not a curated record
CAACAGUUCAGUCUCACUGAUAAAGCAACAAAAACUUCAAGCUUGAGUGGAGGACAAACUUUUUCUACGAGCUUUGACCUCUGGUAGCUUUUUUUAACUUAUGGAACAACUAGACAUUUGGUUUGGAAUAACAGCCUCCCUUACCAUGUGUGCAGACAACUCCACCCUGUUGGAGGCGGUUCUCUACGGCCAUCCACCAUGCGAUGGCUGGACCAACAACACAGAGGGGGCCUUCUACCACCUGGGCAACACCGUCUUGUUCCUGGGGUACAUGGGAGGCAGCGGCGCCUAUGGCUGCCUGUUCAUAUUUGGUUUCCAGAUGCUUGCCUUCACCUGCCUGGCCCUGUGGGGCUGGAUGACCAUGUGUGGGGUGGACGUGUUUUCCUGGAACUUGCUACUGCUGGUGGCCUGUGUGCUCCAGAUCUGCCACCUCAUAUACAGGCUGCAACAGGAUGGCCUGACCAGCGAGGAGCUGUCGGCCCUCUACUCAGCCGUCUACCGGCCCAUGGACGUUCCCGUACAGGUGUUCAAAGACAUUGUGGGUGCCUGUGAGAACAAAGUGCUGCCACUAGGGGUAGUGGAGAUGUACGCGUGGAGGGCAAGACACCCAUCGAGUGAGGGAAAAGUGAUCCGUGUGUCUCUGGAUGGACAGUUCCUCCAUUACAUCUUCCCCCACAAGUUCAUGGACUCUCCUGAGUGGGAGUCUCUCCAACCCAAUGAAGAGGGGAACUUUCAGAUGACCCUGACGGCGGAGAUGGACUGCCGCUACAUCUCAUGGCGCCAGCGCCGCCUUUACAUGCUUCUGUCCAAGGAACGCUACAUUGCCCGCCUCUUCUCUGUCAUGCUGGGCAGCGACAUCGCCGACAAGCUCUACUCACUCAACGACAAGCUCUUCGCCAAGAGCGGCGUGCGCCUCAACAUCCGCCUGCCCAGCCUCUACCAGGUCCUGGCCCCCUCCUCCCCAGGCAACGAGGGGGAGGUCUGUAACGGCAGUGGUAGUGGGAGUGCCAGGGACCAGGUAGCCCCAGUGAAGCAGAUAGAGCAUGGCGUUUGCAACGCCAGGGUUGUCAACAAAGAGGUCAAACCAGUAAUCCAGCCAUUGCGGAGGGUUCCGCUGACCCUUCGGUUGUCCAUUGACAAGGGACUUCACAACCUCCUGGAGGAUGACAUCAUCGAGCCGAUUGACGCCUCGCCAUGGGUCUCAAACCUGGUCGUUGUGCCCAAGAAAAAUGGUGAUCUUCGGAUCUGCAUGGACCUCAGGGCCGUGAACAAAUCGAUUAUUCCCGACAAGUACCCGCUACCAACCGCUGAGGAGAUCACAACCCAUUUUUAUGAGUCCACGGUAUUCAGCAAACUAGACCUGAGGCAGGGAUACCUCAAGGUUCCCCUGGCACAUGAGAGUCGAGAUCUCACUGCUUUCAUAACACACAGGGGCCUGUUCAUGUACAAAUGCAUGCCAUUCAGACUCAGCUCCGCACCCAGCUGUUUCCAGAAGAUUAUGACUCUUCUCCUGGCAGGCAUCCCUGGAGUGUCAAUCUAUCUGGAUGACAUUGUGGUGCAUGGUGCAUCACAGACAGAGCACGAUUCUCGCUUGCAGCAGGUGUUUCGUCAGCUCUUCAAGAACGGGGCCAGACUCAACACUGAAAAGUGUGUGUCCGGGGUAUCAGAUGUUGAGUUCCUUGGAUACAGCCUCUCCAGACAGGGCAUCAACCCCAUCCUGUCCCAUGUGGAUGCCAUUCUCACGUUGACUGAGCCUCAGUCCGCAGUACAGCUGGCGUCGUUCCUUGGCAUGGCAACAUACUACUUACGGUUUCUUCCAAACUAUGCUGAGACAACCGCUCCUCUUCGACGGCUCUGA